Messenger RNA from Manis javanica (Malayan pangolin), 4262 nucleotides. NCBI's taxonomy places the organism in Eukaryota, Metazoa, Chordata, Mammalia, Pholidota, Manidae. The record is from RefSeq and is a predicted model, not a curated record.
CUGUUGUACCUAAGUUCCAUCUUUUUGCUCUUAAUCUUUGGGCUGAUGUCUUUCAAACGGGACUGCUAGCACCGCGGUGUAAGUGAGCUGCAGGAUUCAUUGGGGGAGGCACAGGCAGGGAGGGAGGUUGCACACAAUCCUCUGAGCUCUGUCCCUGCAGGGGCGGUAUGUUUUGGGCACACUUAAUGCAAAUGCACACUAACAAGCUCCCAGGUGACCCCAGCGCUACAUUGAAUAACAAGGCGACUGUGCCUGGGUGGAAGAAUGGCGCUUUAAGGAAGGAGAGGCUCCAGGAUUUAGCAGCUGACAUCACAUCAGCCUGUUGUUUUGUUGAACUGACUCAGAUCUGCCUGAGCAUCUUGCUGAGGUGCUAAAAAGAGAGAAGGGUUACAGAACAUGCCACACGAGAGACAGUGUCCUCUGCCAUGGAAAAACGGGAGACAUUCAUGCAAGCUGUGUCUAAGGAGCUGAUUGGAGAAUUUUUGCAGUUUGUUCAACUUGAUAUUGUUCCAGAUUGGCUACAUGGAGUCUCUUUAAGCUGGAUUCUCCACCCUUUUCACAGUGGCCUUCGUUUGCUGUGUCAGACGGAGAAAGAUGCUUCUGACCCCUUCAACCUAAAUGAGUUACUAGAUGAAUUAUCAAGGAAACAGAAAGAAGAGCUAUGGCAGAGGCUCAGGGAUUUACUGACAGAGGUGUUGUUAGACAGCCCUGUGGAAGGGUGGCACAUGGUGGAGGCCCAGGGUGAAGACAAUAUGGAAAUGGAACAUGACUCACAAAUGAAAAAAAGCAUGGAAAUAAUUUAUGCAAUCACAUCAGUGAUUCUUGCUUCUGUGUCUGUAAUGGAUGCAAGUGAGAACUACGAAGACUUGCUGGGAUGCGCUGUUCUGUUAAACGGUAUUUUAUAUGCAUUGCCUGAAUCUGCACGAAAGUUGCAAGGCUCCAUUCAGGAUCUGUGUGUCAUGUGGUGGGAGAAAGGCCUGCCUUCCAGGGAAGAUAUGGGGAAGACGGCUUUCAUCAUGUUGCUGCGGAAGAGCCUCAAGACUAAAACGGGUGCAGACAUAUGCCGGCUUUGGCGUAUUCACCAAGCUCUGUAUUGUUUCGAUUAUGAUUUGGAGGAAAGUAGAGAAAUUAAAGACAUGCUGCUUGAGUGCUUCAUAAAUGUAAACUAUAUCAAGAAGGAAGAAGGAAGAAGAUUUCUUAGUUCCCUCUUCAACUGGAAUAUAAAUUUCAUUAAAAUGAUCCACGGGACCAUUAAGAACCAGUUACAGGGGUUACAGAAAUCUUUGAUGGUACACAUUGCAGACAUUUAUUUCAGAGCUUGGAAAAAGUCUUCAGGGAUAAUAUUGGAGACAAUUGAAAACGCUUGCAUCCAGGACUUCAUGUACCAUGGGAUCCACCUUCCGAGGAGGUCUCCAGUGCACACCAAAGUGCGAGAGGUGCUGAGUUAUUUUCACCGUCAGAAGAAAGUACGGCAGGGAGUGGAGGAGAUGCUUUGCAGGUUAUACAAGCCCAUCCUCUGGAGAGGAUUGAAGGCAAGAAACUCGGAAGUCCGGUCAAACGCUGCCCUGUUGUUCAUUGAAGCAUUUCCUAUUAGGGAUCCAAACUUUAAUGCCAUUGAAAUGGAUAGUGAAAUUCAGAAACAGUUUGAAGAACUCUAUAGCCUUUUAGAAGAUCCUUAUCCGAUGGUCCGUUCCACAGGGAUCCUUGGUGUCUGUAAAAUAACUUCCAAAUACUGGGAAAUGAUGCCUCCUACCAUUCUUAUUGAUCUCCUGAAGAAGGUAACUGGGGAACUGGCACUGGACACGAGCUCGGCUGAUGUGCGCUGCUCUGUUUUUAAGUGUCUGCCUAUAAUUUUAGAUAACAAACUAAGCCACCCACUAUUAGAGCAGCUUUUGCCGGCCCUGAAAUACAGUCUCCAUGACAAUUCGGAGAAAGUGAGAGUGGCUUUUGUGGAUAUGCUGUUGAAAAUCAAAGCCGUGCGUGCUGCUAAGUUUUGGAAAAUAUGCCCCAUGGAACACAUUUUGGUCCGUCUGCAAUCGGAUUCCCGGCCUGUGUCGCGGCGCCUGGUCAGCCUCAUCUUUAACUCGUUCCUGCCCGUGAACCAGCCCGAGGAGGUGUGGUGUGAGCGCUGUGUCACGUUGGUCCGGAUGAACCACGCGGCCGCCAGGAAGUUCUACCAGCACGCGCACGAGCACACCGCCUGCACGAACAUAGCAAAGCUGAUUCAUGUGAUUCGCCAUUGCUUAAAUGCCUGCACCCGGAGGGCCGUGCGAGAGUCGCGGGAGGACGGCGCCGAGCAGGAGAAGGAGAACGUGAGCGUUCUGGACAAAACAUUGUCAGUAAGUGACAUUGCGUCCAUGGCAGGUCUACUAGAAAUUGUUGUGAUUCUUUGGAAAAGUAUUCACCGAAGUAUGGAAAAUAACAAGGAGGCCAGAGUCUACACCAUUAACAAGUUUGCCUCUGUGCUCCCUGAGUACCUGAAAGUAUUCAAGGACGAUCGCUGCAAGACCCCUUUGUUUAUGCUGAUGUCCUUUAUGCCAGCCUCUGCUGUGCCUGCGUUCAGCUGCAGUGUGAUGUCCAGGUUAAGGAACCAAAAGGAGGGAGUUGCAGACAAGAGUUACUGCACUUUGUUGGACUGUCUCUGCUCCUGGGGGCAGCUGGGUCUCGUCCUGGAGCUCAUCUGUGACUGGCUGCCAGGGCAGCCCCAGAGCAAGAGUAACUCGGGAUCUAAGCGGAAGGUGCAAGUCCGUGAUACACGCCCAGUAAAACCUGAGCUGGCGCUGCUCUACACAGAGUAUUUGCUGACCCACGUGCAGAACCGAGAGUGCCUGCUCUCUGCUCCCCAGAAGACACUCAACCAUCUUUUGAAGGCACUGGAAACGUCAAAGGUGGACCUGGAAUCAGUUUUACAGUCGCCAGGUGGGAAGACUCACCACCUGAAUGAAGCGACGGCCCUUCGUGCCUUCAGCCUCCACUGCCGCCUGAGCAUCCACCUUCAGCACAAGUUCUGCUCAGAAGGAAAAGUGUACCUGUCCAUUUUGGAAGACACUGGGUUUUGGUUAGAAAGCAGAGUUUUGUCUUUUAUCCGAGAUAAAGAAGAGGAACACCUGAAGCCUCAGAGGGUCGUUUAUCAGCAAAUUAUCCAGACUUACCUGGCUAGUUGCAAAGACGUCAUUAUGGCUGGCCUUGGUGACUCUAAGUUUCAGAUUCAGCUUUUACAGUGGAGUCUUGGAAUUAUGCAAACAGUGAAGGGAUUCUUUUAUGUCUCGUUACUCCUUGGCAUUCUGAAAGAGGCAGCGAGAAGCUCCUUGGUGCAGAAAGCAAACUCAGACGAAGAUGUCACAGCGCUGUUUGACAUGGUCCAGAAAGUGUUUCAGAAAAUGCUGGAGUGUAUGGCACGGAGCUUCAAGAAGCAGCCAGAAGAAGGCCUGCGGCUCCUUUAUUCUGUGCAGACCCCUCUUCAUGAGUUUAUAAUGACCGUUCAGACUUGGCACAUGGACACGCCUGUUCACCGGGGUGUGCUUUCUACUGUCAUUGCUGCAUCUGUGGUGGAGAUAAGUCACCAGCUCCGAAAGGUUUCUGAUGCAGAAGAGCUUACUGCCUCCGAGUGCCUUUCAGAGCUUCCCCCGUUUUCAAGGUGCUUAAUAGGAAUAAUAAUAAAAUCUCCGAGUGUGGUCAGAUCAUUUUUAGAUGAAUUAAAGGCAUGUGUUACUUCUGACGAUAUUGAAGGCAUUGUAUGUCUGACAGCUGUAAUGCACAUUAUUUUGGUUAUUAAUAAAGGUAAACAUAAGAGUUCAAAAGUAAAGGAUGUUGCAGCCACUGUUCACAGAAAACUAAAGACAUUCAUGGAAAUUACUCUAGAAGAGGAUAGCUUGGAAAGAUUCCUCUACGAGUCAUCCUCAAGAACUCUGGGAGUGCUCCUGAAUUCAUGACUGAGCUGACCUCUUCGGUCACGUAAAAUGGAGAAAAAGGACUCACAGAAAAUAAAAUGAAUGAUAUUUUCUUAGCAUUUUUAAUGCUAACAACCCAAAUAAUGGAGAAGUGGGGGAUUUAUUUGGAGCUGUAUGAGUAGAAAACUCAAAGUUUCUUAUGUUUUUGCCAGUGCCUGCAUAAACAAUAUACUUCAGGUAAAGAAUUCCAGUGGUACAGAAACCCGUGGUGCAAAAAAAAAGACGCUUAUAGCAAACCCAGCUGUUUUAAAGAUGGCUUUUAUAUAUAGUAUAUUGCUUGCAAACUAUGAGUAAUAAAGCAAUGACAACAUC